Solanum stenotomum is the source of this 2030-nucleotide messenger RNA. RefSeq names its product TMV resistance protein N-like. The coding region runs from base 40 to 1830 and encodes 596 amino acids. The record is from RefSeq and is a predicted model, not a curated record. Gene Ontology annotation, biological process: defense response. The transcript has 5 exons. Lineage: Eukaryota; Viridiplantae; Streptophyta; Magnoliopsida; Solanales; Solanaceae. Gene Ontology annotation, molecular function: protein binding.
AAAUCCCUUGUGUUCAUCUCUAAAUAUGAUAGAAUUGAAAUGCAUGACUUGAUUGAAGAUAUGGGCAAAAACAUAGUGAAAAUGCAAAAAGAUUCCAGCAGAAUAUUGAAUGUUGAAGAUUUCGAAGAUAUGAUGAUGAACAAUAUGGGGACAAGGAAAAUAGAAUCAAUUUGGUUAACAUAUUCUGAAAAACUAUGCUUUAGCAAAGAGGCAAUGAAAAAUAUGCAAAAGCUUAGGAUAUUAUGCAUAUGGCGUGAUCCAUGGAAUUUCCCAAGUGAUUCAGAAGAUGGCUCUAUGGAGUACCUGCCCAACAACUUGCGUUGGUUUGUCUGGCAUCAAUAUCCUUGGAAGUUAUUGCCAGAAAAUUUUAAUCCCAGAAGGCUUGUUCAUCUUGAUCUCCGAUGGAAUUCAUUGCAUCAUUUAUGGAAUGAAACAAAGCAAUUUCUGUCUCUACGAAGGAUCGAUCUAAGGGACUCUAACAGCCUGAAGAGAACACCAGAUUUCAAGGGGAUGCCAAAUUUGGAGUAUUUGAAUCUACAGAACUGUACGAGUCUUGAAGAAGUUCAUCAUUCCCUGAAGUAUUGCAGAAAUCUCAUGCAGUUAAAUUUGUCUUUUUGUACAAAACUUGAGAGGUUUCCAUAUGUUAAUGCGGAAUCUCUUGAAUCUUUGAAUCUAAGAUCCUGCUCUAGUUUAGAGAAAUUUCCAGAAAUCCAUGGAAGGAUGAAGCAGGGAACUGCCAUAAAGAUUAUGACGUCACACACUAGGAUAACGGAACUGCCAUUAUCUUUCUUGGACCUCCAACCUCAUCUUACAGAGCUACAUUUGGAUGGCAUGACAAACCUUGUAUCUCUUCCAAGCAGCAUUUGUAAGUUGAAAGGUUUGGUGAAGCUAGAUGUGUCAUACUGCUCAAAACUUAAAAGCUUGCCAGAAGAGAUAGGUGAUUUAGAAAACUUGGAGAAGCUUGAUUCCAGCUAUACUCUAAUUUCACGUCCUCCGUCUUCCAUCGUCCGGUUGAAUAAGCUUAAAUUAUUGAAUUUUCGAAAAAGAAAAGCAGAAGAUAGAGUGAACUUCGUGCUUACACAGCUGCCAGAAGACAUUGGAUCCUUAUCCUCUUUGAAAUACUUGUAUCUCAAUGGGAAUAAUUUUGAACAUUUGCCUCAUAGCAUAUCCAAACUUGGUGCUCUUCAAUCCUUGAACUUAUCAGAUUGCAAGAGGCUUACACAGCUGCCAGAAUUUCCACAGAAAUUAGACACAAUAGAUGCAGAUUGGAGCAAUGAUUCAUUUUGUAAUUCGUUGUUUCAGAAUAUCUCAUCUUUGCAGCAUGCCAUCUGUUCUUCAGAUUCCUUGUCACUAAGAGUGUUUGGGAGUUGGGUGGAGGAUAUCCCAAGUUGGUUCAAAUAUCAGGGAAUGUGCCCAAGUGUAUCAGUCGAUCUGCCUGAGAAUUGGUAUGAUAAGUUCUUGGGGUUUGCUGUAUGUUACUAUGACAAAUAUUAUAUUGAUUGCAUCAGAGCUCAUUUGAUUCCCUCAUGUGAUGAUGGGAUGUCGUCGAUGACCCAGCAAUUUGCCUUAUCCAACAAGUCAGAAUUAGACGAUGAUGAUGUAUGUAAUAUUAAUUUUUUGUUGGUACCUCUUUGUGGCUUAUGGGAUGCAUCUAAUGCAAAUGAAAUAACACCAAAUGGCUAUGGACGCAUUAAGUUAGAUUUUAUUGGUCAUGUUGAUGAUUUUGGAGAAACAGAUGAUGAUUUUGGAGAAACAGAUGAUGAUUUUGGAGAAACAGAUGAUGCUUUUGGAGAAAAGAUGAAAUUUGGAGUUCGUUUGUUGUCAAAAUGAAUCUGAGCUUUGCAUUGGGAUAAGGAAGAGCAGAUGUGAAGAAGAGGCCACUUGCUCCUCUUCAAAAAAACAAAGGUUACAUAUCAGUAAUCAGCAGUGAGUUUGGGAACAUGUUUUCUUAGAAACAAUUUGGAUAAAUUGCAGAAGCUUUGGAAUCCAAUGGAGCUCAAAUAAUUUCUCCCCAACCAUCAAGUUCUACU